Messenger RNA from Talaromyces rugulosus, 198 nucleotides. RefSeq lists its product as uncharacterized. The transcript is spliced from 2 exons. Bases 1 to 198 code for a protein of 65 amino acids. NCBI's taxonomy places the organism in Eukaryota, Fungi, Ascomycota, Eurotiomycetes, Eurotiales, Trichocomaceae. The record is from RefSeq and is a predicted model, not a curated record.
AUGGACGAGUCCUGGGGUGAUGACCUGGAGUCGUUGGGAUACGUGUUGCUGUACUUCGCGCGUGGCUCGUUGCCUUGGCAAGGGCUCAAAGCCCUGACUGAGGAGGGAAAAAACGAGUUGAUCAAACAGAAGAAACUAAACAUGCCGGUGACAAGAGCUUUGCGACGGCCUUCCCGAGGAGUUUUCGACAGAUAUUAG